AUGCUUCAUCACUUUCUAGGAAUUGAAGUCAUUCCCACUCCUACGGGCCUGUUUCUUUCACAACAUCGUCAUAUUCAAGACAUUCUUACUCAAUUUGGCAUGGAAGGUGCCAAAGAUGUUACCACUCCUCUUAGCGCCACCGAACCUCUUUCCAUUACAGAUCAAUCUCCUACUGUUGAUGCUACACCAUAUCGUAAACUCAUAGGCUAUCUCCAAUACUUAUCCUUUACUCGCCCAGAUAUCUCGUUUGCCAUAAACAAACUCUCUCAAUUCAUGCAUAACCCUCGCCAAACUCAUUGGCAAGCUCUCAAACGUGUCCUUCGUUACCUUAAAGGCACUAUUCACCAUGGUCUUGUCCUCAAUCGUAAUUCAUCUCUAACACUAUCGGUCUUCUCAGAUUUUGAUUGGGGAGGUGUUCACAGCGCAGGUAGAUCAACAACAACAUAUUUACUCUACCUUGGUACCAAAAUAGUCUCAUGGAAAUCCACACGCCAAAACUCUGUCUCUCGCUCGUCUAUGGAGGCUGAGUACAAAGCAUUAGCCAACGCAUCUGCUGAACUUCUUUGGCUCAAAAACUUACUACAUGAACUUGGAAUUUCACCAACUACUACUCCUACACUGUUUUGUGACAACACCGGUGCUACUUAUCUAUGUGCAAAUCCUAUUUAUCAUUCGAGAAUGAAGCAUAUGGCUCUAGACUAUCACUUUGUUAGAGAAAAAAUUACAUCUAGUCAUCUCAAAGUACUUCAUGUUAACUCUCAAGAUCAGCUAGCCGACAUGUUAACCAAACCCCUCACUCGAGCACCAUUUCUGCGAAAUCGAUCCAAGAUCGGAGUCUCCGAUGGAUCCUCCAUCUUGCGGGGGCGUAUCACGGAUAUACAUUCCAAUAGCACUCACAAACAGCCCAAUGAGUCCAAUACACCAGCAGCUGUUGGAGCAUGA
Molecule: messenger RNA, 942 nt
Organism: Lactuca virosa
Lineage: Eukaryota; Viridiplantae; Streptophyta; Magnoliopsida; Asterales; Asteraceae
Source: the annotation of a GenBank genome assembly